AUCUCCUUGGCUAAUCACAUUGAUCACCUCUUAGAGCAUAAGAGCUAUGUGUCCUUCAGGGGGAGGGGAAAAGUCCUUUUCCAAACAGAGGAAUUGAGCAAGAAGGACUUUGCCAAUGCACCUUGGAUUUAAGACCUCUCUUUCCACUAACACCCAAGUCAGGAGCGAUACCAGCAACUGAAUUUCAGCUGGAGAAAGGGCCACAGCACAAUGAAGCUUUUCAUAGGCCUUAUUUUCUGUUCCUUGGUGAUGGGAGUCAGCAGUGAUGGCUGGUUUUCAUUCUUCAAGGAGGCUGUGCAAGGGGCUUCGGACUUGUGGAGAGCCUACUGGGACAUGAAAGAAGCCAAUUACCAAAAUUCAGGCAGAUACUUUCGUGCUCGAGGGAACUACGAGGCUGCCCAGGGGCCCGGGGGCAUCUGGGCAGCAAAAAUCAUCAGCAAUGUCGGGGAAUACUUUCAAGGACUCUUACAGUACCUUGGAAGCAGCUCUGAGAGGGAGGAGGACCAGGUGUCCAACCGGAGAGCGGAGGAAUGGGGCCGGAGUGGACAAGACCCAGAUCACUUCAGACCUGCUGGCCUGCCUAAGAAAUACUGAGCCCCCGGCUCCCUCUGCUCCAUGGGACUAGGCUAUGAGCCACACAUCACUCCCCUCACCGCCCCCAACAGGACACAGUGCACUGAGCUUUGUCUCCCCAAGAUUUGAGACAGGGCAUCCUAAGGUCCCCAAUAAAUGUUGGUCACACUGAGUUUGUUGA
Molecule: messenger RNA, 754 nt
Organism: Sus scrofa (pig)
Lineage: Eukaryota; Metazoa; Chordata; Mammalia; Artiodactyla; Suidae
Gene: SAA4
Product: serum amyloid A-4 protein
Cellular component (GO): extracellular region
Source: RefSeq, a predicted model, not a curated record